UGCCCAGUCUGCGUCCUGUCGCGCGCCUCCGGAGUUGCAUCAUCUCCAGCUCGCGGCUGCUCCGUGGAAGCUAGGCGCGGCACGAUCCACUCUGCGCCGGGCUCCGACCCACUUUCCAACACCUCUCCUUGCCUAGUCUCCACCCUGCUCCUGCGCCCGGCCUGAAGACCCCCGGAGGGGUGCUGGCUACCAGAGCCUGGGAGACAAGGCUUGCAGACACCGUUAGCUCCGACGUCCAUUCAUUGGCAGUCUGUCUUUUCUCAGAUCCCAAGUCCUCUGACUCCUCCAGCUCGGAGCGGCGGACCGUGCCAUGGAGAAGAGUAGAGAGACCAACGGCUAUCUCGACGGCGCCCAGACGGGGCCCGGCGCCCCCGGGACCCCUGCGGGAUGCGCGCGACGCUUCGCCGGCUUCCUGCGGCGCAACGCGCUGGUGCUGUUCACCGUGUCUGGGGUGCUCGUGGGCGCGGGGAUGGGCGCCGCUCUCCGCGAGCUCAAUCUCAGUCGCACGCAGAUCACCUACCUGGCCUUCCCGGGGGAGAUGCUGCUCCGCAUGCUGCGCAUGAUCAUCCUGCCGCUGGUGGUCUGCAGCCUGGUGUCCGGCGCCGCCUCUCUGGACGCCAGCUCCCUCGGGCGUCUGGGCGGCAUCGCCGUCGCCUACUUCGGUCUCACCACGCUGAGUGCCUCGGCGCUCGCCGUCGCUUUGGCGUUCAUCAUCAAGCCAGGGUCGGGCGCGCAGAAUCUUCAGUCCAGCGACUUGGGGCUGGAGGAAUCGGGGACUCCAGCGAUGCCCAAAGAGACGGUGGACUCUUUUCUUGACCUGGUCAGAAACCUGUUUCCCUCCAAUCUUGUGGCUGCAGCUUUCCAUACGUAUGCAACUGAUUAUAAGGUGAUAAACCACACCAGCUUUGAAAAUGUGACCCUUGAAAAGAUCCCUAUUGGCACUGAGAUCGAAGGGAUGAACAUUUUAGGCUUGGUCCUUUUUGCCCUGAUGUUGGGAGUGGCCCUGAAGAAGCUAGGCUCUGAGGGAGAAGAGCUCAUCCGUUUCUUCAAUUCUUUCAAUGAGGCAACAAUGGUGCUGGUGUCAUGGAUCAUGUGGUACGUCCCUGUGGGCAUUAUGUUCCUGGUUGGAAGCAAGAUUGUGGAAAUGAAGGACAUUCUUGUGCUAGUGACCAGCCUUGGGAAAUACAUCUUCGCAUCCAUAUUGGGACACAUUAUUCAUGGAGGAAUUGUUUUGCCACUUGUUUAUUUUGCUUUCACACGCAAAAACCCAUUCAGGUUCCUCCUGGGCCUCCUCACCCCAUUUGCGACAGCAUUUGCUACCUGCUCCAGUUCAGCUACCCUGCCUUCUAUGAUAAAGUGCAUUGAAGAGAACAAUGGUGUGGACAAGAGGAUCAGCAGGUUCAUUCUCCCCAUCGGGGCCACUGUGAACAUGGAUGGGGCGGCCAUCUUCCAGUGUGUGGCCACAGUAUUCAUCGCCCAGCUCAACAACGUGGAGCUGAAUGCAGGGCAGAUUUUCACGAUUCUAGUGACGGCCACGGCAUCCAGCGUUGGAGCAGCGGGCGUGCCAGCUGGUGGGGUCCUCACUAUUGCCAUUAUCCUGGAGGCCAUUGGGCUGCCCACUCAUGACCUCUCUCUGAUCCUAGCUGUGGACUGGAUUGUGGACAGGACCACCACCGUGGUGAACGUGGAGGGGGACGCCCUGGGCGCCGGCAUCCUCCACCACCUGAAUCAGAAGGCAGCAAAGAAGGACGAGCAGGAGCUGCGAGAAGUGAAGGUAGAAGCCAUCCCCAACUACAAGGCCGAGGAGGAGACGUCGCCUCUGGUGACACACCAGAACCCCACCGCCCCUGUAGCCAGUGCCCCAGAACUGGAAUCCAAGGAGUCGGUGCUGUGAAGAGGCUGGGCCGAGUGCCCGGUUAGCCAGCCCAGUUAGACAUGGGCGCGGCCUUCGCGUCUCCCGAGCGAUUCUGUGGCCCAGGCACCAGCUUGACGAUGACUUUGCAGCCCAGGCAUUGGGCUCCCCAGUGGGAACUGGUGACCAAGGACCAGGACACUCUGACAUUUCUUUGGCUUCUUCCAUGUCCAUGAGUGGCUAUGGAUGCCCCAGGGCUCUGCGAGGAAAUACCUCCAGGAGCUGCCCGCUUGGAAGGGUUAUGGGCUGGUGGGAGCCUGCAGGUAGAGACUGAGAAAACACACGCAUAUGCUCCACUGCCCCAGCCGCUCUGCAUCGGGUGCUUUCUGGGCAUACCCUGGGGGUUUCCAGUCACUUGUCCCAUUGCCUCCCGAACAGUAGUCACUGGAGAAAUGACCAAAUUCUUAGCCUUGGCUGGAAUUUGCUGAGCUGGGACUCGGGUAUUUAAAGGAUCGUGUUUUAGCUAAAUGCUCAUGGCUUCAGGAGGACCGGAAGCGCUGCCCCAGUGUCUUUAGAAAACCUGGUGGUGUCCCCGCCACUGGGUCACCACUCAAGAGCAUUAAGUAAACCAUUUACGUUCUGAGGCCCAAAGGGGGAUCACUAACUUGGAUAUACACACUGUUGUCCUCACUCCCUUCCCAGUCUUGGGGAACUUCCGCUUCUGAGGCUUGGCCUCUGCUAACACUUCACCUUUAUUUCCAAUCACUUGGAUUUGUCUAGAGGACCUCUUUCUCCGGGGGAGUUAUGAUGUGGUCACAUGACCUGUGUUGGUAUAUGAAUCUAUUAUAAUUUGAUGAGAAUCCUUAAAAUGCAUGCAAAAUCAAAAUUAGAAAAAAAAAAACAACUUCAAAAGGAGCCCAUGUACUAAAUGUGGUGCCCCCAUUCCCAGGCCCCUGAGCUUUAGCUGAUUUCCACAGAUCUGGACUCCUUGCCUGCUUGUACAUCAAAGUGUAAGUUUAUUAGUGAUAUAGUCCACAUGCUUCCAGCACCAGUGUUCGUCUAGUGGGAGGCAGGGGGCUCUUAGAACUUGAAAUCUGCUGUUUUAUUUAGUAAGGCUGUUGAUACAUUCACAGUAAGAUCUGCAGUAAGUCCGUAUGCUGAUGUUGCCUGCCUCUUACCUACCUCAGAGGGAUCUGGUGAGGCAAACUGCAAAUCUGUGAAAAGGACAACCUUACCAUCCACUUUUUUGUGUGUGUAUGUGUGUGUGUGUGUUUGUUACAAAUGAGUUACUGGCACCCAGCUUGCUAUGUGCUGAUGGUUUUGCCCAUGAAGGAUGCCUCCUAGUAAGUAUAGCUUUCCUGAGUGGGGCUCUGUUCUCUUCAUGAAUCACAACUCAUUGGGCCACACAUUCUUUUAUGAAUCAUUUGAUAGCAUCCACUGCACCCUCUUCCUUCCCUUCUAUCACAUCUCUAGGUGUCCAACUUGGCUGCGACCCCAGGUCCAAGCACUGUUUUUGCCACACAGCCCCACACAGGCCAUUCAAGUCCGCAGUGUUCCAUUUCCUUCAUUUUCUUUUUAGCCCCGUUGUGUGUCACCUGGCCCUACAGACGGGCAACGCCUUUAGAAUGUGUGGGCCAGUGCUCAGAGAAUGAGCAGAUAGGUGAGAACAUUUU
Molecule: messenger RNA, 3525 nt
Organism: Perognathus longimembris pacificus (Pacific pocket mouse)
Lineage: Eukaryota; Metazoa; Chordata; Mammalia; Rodentia; Heteromyidae
Gene: Slc1a4
Product: solute carrier family 1 member 4
Exons: 8
Coding region: 311-1894 (527 amino acids)
Biological process (GO): L-glutamate transmembrane transport; L-serine transport
Cellular component (GO): plasma membrane
Molecular function (GO): symporter activity; L-serine transmembrane transporter activity; L-aspartate transmembrane transporter activity
Source: RefSeq, a predicted model, not a curated record